UGAAAUAUUUUGUCGCGGUUGUCCUAUCCAAAGGUUGUCUUGAAUUUGUAAUAUACAAGAUGACAUUCAGUGUGUUAAGAAAUUUUGAAGAUCUGCGAGUUACGCUUAUCGCCGUUAUCGCCUGACAGCGUGCGCUUUGCAUCUAUUUUUGGCGCAAGCGUAUUUUGGCGGCUAACGGCGGCACGCCAGGAAAAGUGUGCUUGCUAGCUAAGUUCUUCGCGUAUUUGUAGUGAUAAGAAACACAUUUCGUCGUUAGAUAGCGAUGUUCAAGGUGUUCACGCUGGAAAAUGUACUAGCAUAAAGGGUUUGUGCACAUCGUAGCGAUUCCUGGGGCUGUAGUGGCGCUGCAAGAAGAUAAACCGCGCAAAAAUAAAGCUUCACCAUGAGUAACAAAAUAUUGGGGAGGAAAACCAAUGUGACAGAUCAGAGCUACCUGAAGAAAAGGUGCACAGAGGACCUGAAGUCCUUCAACACAGCUCUCAUCAAGUAUAGAAAUGACUUCUCCACUAACACUCAACCAAAGAACAACAAUCUGCAAUCAAAGAGUAUAGAAGGUACUGAAGAGCAGGAAAAGCUACAGGAAUCUCCCAUGAAUAUCAUACAAGCUCCAACUGUAUUGCAUCACAACAAUAAUAAUAACAAUAAGUUUUCUAAUUAUUAUAACAACAGAAGGUCUGAAGGAAAGUUGCUGUCUCCACCACACAGUGUGGAUUAUUCUGAUUUGAGUCUGUGCUGUAAUGGUGUAGCAGAGGGUGGUAUGAAUAGGGUGCAAGAGGCCAAGAAUGGUACAAAUUAUGGGCAGAGUCCAUUGAUUAGGAAUAGAUUUAGUAAUAGUUCUCCUAGUGUGUUUUAUGGAAGCACAACUGUUACAAAUGGGCACAAUAAUAAUGGUUAUUACAAACCAAGAUAUUAUUCAUCAGGGCAUAAAAAGGACAAGAAGAAACUGUCAGGUCCAGCUAAUGUGUCAGACAUUCAUAAGCGUGUGUAUGGAUUGAUGGAGCGUUUUGCGGCACGUUCGUACAUAUUUUUUAUACCCAGCAAUCCCACUGAUUUGAUCCACUGCAAUCAGUUUGAUAUGCUCAAUAGGCACAUUUGGGAAGUAUACUCAAACAAAGCACAGAAGGAAGUCACAUAUUUAAAGAAGUUGGAGUUUUGGAAAUCAGUAUAUUUAAGUAUUCAACAAAUAUUGUUACGUUACGGUUUGUUCCUUGUUGGCUCAACAAUGUCCGGCCUCGGUCUGGACCGUAGUGAUAUAGAUAUGUGUCUGUUGGUUCGACCUGGAUUAAUCGAUCCUCGUGCUGAUGCAUUGACGCAUCUACAGAGUAUUUGCAAGUUGCUUGAAACCUGUGAUUUUGUUAAGGACCCAGAGAUUAUUAUGGCAAAAGUGCCAAUCUUGAAGUUUCGGGACGCGUUGUACGGCUUUGAAGUGGACCUCAACUGUAACAAUUCCGUGGGCAUUCGCAACACGCACUUGUUGAACGCUUACGCUCGGUUGGACUGGCGUGUACGGCCAAUGGUCGUCAUCGUCAAGGUGUGGGCCCAAGCAAAUGAUAUUAACGACGCGAAGAGAAUGACUAUCAAUAGUUACUCGCUCGCUUUAAUGACCCUUCAUUAUUUGCAAUGCGGUGUUAAUCCUCCAGCAAUUCCAUGUUUGCAAGUUCUCUACCCGGACCGUUUUGGCCCGAACGUGGAGAUCCACUCGUUGGACUUGCAAGAGGAGCUGCCUCCGUUCUUGUCUGAUAAUAGGCAGUCACUCGGGGAACUGUUCCUCGGGUUUUUGCAUUAUUUCAGCACGUUCAAUUACAACCAGUUUGCAAUGUCUGUGCGCGAGGGUAGAGUUGUCUCCAAAGAUGAGUGUCGUUUCGUACGCGCACCGAAAAAUGAUGUUACACAAUGGAAGCUUCUUUGCAUCGAGGAGCCAUUUGAUCUCACCAACACAGCUCGCUGUGUUUAUGAUGUGAAUACAUUCGAGCACAUAAAGAGCAUCUUUCGCGGCUCUUACGAGAUGCUUGUACAAACCAAAGAUCUCUCUACCAUUGUGCCGUUACAUAUUCCGCAGAUUAAUCUCACUCCAUCACACGUUAAUCAUGCAAAUUAUGUGAAUCAGGCGAAUCACGCGAGUCCCAUCAGCUCUCCGAGGAACACGCAAACGAACCAAAGAUAAAAGCAAUACCAAAAUCCAAGGAAGGAUCUCGUGCCAAAUUGAUUUAAACGAAAAACACUUGCUACAAAACCUUAGAAUUAAGAAGAAAAUGAGUGAAAGUGUUUAAAUCAUUCACAUUCCAAGUGAUUGAAGAUUCACGUGAGUCUUUGAAGAUUAAUUGCGUUUGAGCAAUUGUUUAAGGUAAUAUUUUCCGCCAUUGAUUAGCAAGGCGGCUUCUCUUCUUGUUUGUUUGUUCAAACUUUACUUUACUUGCCUUCACUUUCGAAGAGUGCCAUUGAAGUUUAGUGCGUCGGCCAUUUGGUGAUAUUUAUAAAAAGCCCGGGCUGGUUGCAUUGGAUUUGUCACAUAAGAAUCAGUAUUUUAUUUAUUAUUUAUUUAUUUUUUCUUCACUUACCACAAUAAAAAAAUAUACAUUUAACGUAGAAAAAAGAAGAAGAAAAAAUAGAGAGAGGAAAGGAAGUGCGUAAGUGGCUUUAUUUAUUUCGUUUUGUUGUGAUAAUAAUUUAAUACUCUGAGUUUUUGCUAACGGUAAUUUGAUAGAGAUUUUUAUAUACAAGGUGUAUCGGAAAGGCAUCGGGUUGGAGCAGACAAUUUGCGAUGUCACAUUUAAAUUUAACAACGGCGAUUUAACACAAGAUUUUAUCGGUCAUUUAUGUUUUACACUUUGUUAACAUUUCGUUCUGAUCUAAAUUGUUGAUUCGCGAUUUUUUUAUUAUUCGAAAAAUGACAAUAAAUUGUUUACUCUACACCACCCGGGUGAUGUUUUUCUGCAUCGAAUUCGACUUGUGAAUUAAACUAAUCAAAAUUACAUAUCAAAAUCAACGCGUAGAUGUAUGUCGGGCAAAUGUAGUCUUCCCUUUUGUAAAAAACACACUGCGUGAGCAAAAAUUAGACCUCGUUACACGAAAUUCGAUUCAUACGAGUGCCAUGAAUAAGCAGAAAAAAGAAAAAUUAAUGAAAGUAACUUGACAAUAUUUACUCGUGUUGCAAAGCAACAACAUUUCUUCAUUGAAAUAAUUGUGUUACUUGUUUAUAAUUGUUAACGUUUAUCUAUCUAUUUAUCGAUCUUAUUUGAGCGUACUGCCAGAAAGAUGAUAAUGCAAUGUUAUUUAGUAAUAUUUUUAGUUCGAUAACAAAGACGUGCGCGUCGAUGAGAAAAACAUGGGAAAUUUGUGCAAAUUAAAAAAAGUUUAAAAACUAUCUGAAAAAAUAUAUACAAAAAAAUGUUUCUUAAAGAUGUAUGUAGAAUAUAAAACUUGUAAAUAUGAGUAAAUGUUUCAUAGAAAAACAAAAAAAGCAAAAAAAAUGAAUAAAAAUAAAAAUGAUUUAACUAAUUUGGUAAGUUUGGAAUUGCCAAAUUUAUAAAUGUAAUACGAACUUCAAGAGAUUAGAUUGAAUGAAAACUAUUGUCUGAAUAGUGUGGCGUAUUUUAUAUCGAACCAUUGUAAAAUAGCAAUUUGAUGACCGAUUAAUUUUGAACGCAAACUGUAAUAUUGUUACGAACAAUCUAAACUCAAUUCAAGCAAUAAAGAAAAUCUUAACAGCA
Molecule: messenger RNA, 3710 nt
Organism: Dalotia coriaria
Lineage: Eukaryota; Metazoa; Arthropoda; Insecta; Coleoptera; Staphylinidae
Product: poly(A) RNA polymerase gld-2 homolog A-like
Exons: 6
Coding region: 383-2164 (593 amino acids)
Molecular function (GO): poly(A) RNA polymerase activity
Source: RefSeq, a predicted model, not a curated record